CACACUAUGGCAAAUAAACUCCUUUAAUUUUUUUUUUAAAUAUUCGUAUUUACAGUUAUACAGUCACUGGUAUUUCUUAAUAUAAUCACAAUAUAUUCGAAACAUUUUUUAUUUAAUAUUUUUCAAAGUGUAAUUAUCCAAUAUGGCUCGGGGUAUAGGAAAAACGUAAUUAAGUUGUAAUAUUCUUAGGAAAGUGCUUAACAGGUAAGUAGUGUACAAACAGUGGAAACAGUGGUAAUUUUGAUAAUGUUAUUGAAAAUAUAAUGAGUUUAAAUAUCGCAUUUAUUUUCUAGUUUACGUAGCAAUUAGGAAAUUUUAUGCAGUUACUAAAGACUACGAUAACCCAAAAUAUCUUAAUUUCUAUUUUUCUAUUCAGAAUAAUUUUAAAUAGCUAAUAUGAAAGUCCCAUCAUUUGCAACUGAAAAACUGAAGAUUUUAUACCUGUGUUGAAGACAUACAAAAAUAAUAAAUACAAGUUAAACGUAAUUGAAAAUCUUAAUAUUCAAAUAUGGAAAUCAGUAUUAUUGAAAUUAUAGCAGGAAUAGGGGUGUUAGUUAUGUUUUUGUAUUAUCGCUUUACAGCAAAUUACAAUUUUUGGAAAAAUCUGAAAAUUAUAGGACCCGAUCCUAUUCCAUUUUUUGGUAAUUCUCAAGAUUUUAUCUUAGGUCGGUUGAAUGUUGCUAUACUUUCGAAAAAGUUCUAUGAUGAAUAUCAAAACGAGCCAUACGUCGGCGUUUACGAAGGAAGCACACCAAAGUUAAUUAUGAGAGAUCUAGAUCUUAUAAAAGAUAUUCUGAUCAAGGAUUUCCAUCUAUUUCCCGACCGAGGUAUUCUGAACAAGGAAAAUCGAGAUCCUUUUGAAGAAAAUCUCGUUAACGUAGAGUAUGAUCAAUGGCGGGUUUUGAGAUCAAAUUUAUCACCUUCUUUUACUUCUGGUAAAUUAAAGGAUAUGUUUCAUUUGAUUACCGAGUGUGCUCAAAACUUCGAAAAGCAUGUGGCAAAAAUUGCAAGAAAAGGUGAACCGGUAGAAUGUGGUGAUCUAGCAGCUAAAUAUACGACGGACGCUAUUGGUGUGUGUGCUUUUGGAUUAAACAUCAAUUCUUUAGGGGAUGAAAACAGUGGCUUUCGAAUGUUUGGCAAAUGCUUAACAGAUAUGAAUUGGAGAAAUGUUGCUAGACACGUAUGUCGUGAUGUAUUUCCUCGUUUUUAUGCGUUUAUUAGACCUUUAGUAUAUAACAGAGCUGAAGAUUUUUUCAUAAAUUCAAUAAAAGAAACAAUGAAUUAUAGAAAAAAAAAUAAAAUCAGAAGAAAAGACUUUGUUGAUAUAUUAGUAGAUUUACAAGAACAACGAAAUGGAAAACUUAAAAAUUUAGGAUUAACAGAUGAAUUAUUGAGAGCACAAGCAUUUGUUUUCUUUUUUGCUGGUUUUCAUUCAACAUCGACAAUAAUAAGUCACGUGCUGUAUGAGUUAGCACUUCAUCCAUUAAUUCAGGAUAAGUUAAGAGAAGAGAUAAGAGGAGCAAUAGUCAGAGACGGAAAAUUAACAUACGACAAUAUUAAAGAGAUGAAAUAUUUCGAUAAAAUAAUAAAAGAAACUCUACGAAAAUAUCCUCCUUUUAAUUUACAAAGAAGAUCAGCCGUUGAUUACACAUUUGAAGGUACAAAAGUAACUAUUCCUAAAGGUACUAGGUUAGUCAUUCCAGUGUGGGGGAUUCAACGUGAUCCAAAUAUUUGGCCAGAUCCCGAUGUAUUUGAUCCUGAAAGAUUCAACGAAGAAAAUGAAAAAGUCAGACAUCCCAUGAGUUAUUUAACAUUUGGUGGGGGACCUCGAAAUUGCAUUGGAAUACGUUUUUCUACCCUACAAAUGAAGAUUGGAAUAGCUACAUUAAUCUGUAAAUUCAAAGUGGAUACCUGCGAUAAAACUUGCAUUCCCUAUCGUGUUCAAGCGAGAGGAGUAAUCCCGAGACCGAUCGGUGGGCUGCAAUUGAAAUUUAUUGAUCUUUAAUAUUUCUAACAUUAUUUGCAUACAAAAUAUUGUAUAGCUUAUUGUUCAUGUUUUGCGAUUAUUUUAUUUUUUUUUAUGGAUUACUUAUGCUCAAAUCUGUAUAUUCCAAUUUACUUUCGAUUACAAGUGUUUUACGCUUUCCCGAUAUGUACAUGUAUAAAUUCUGAUAAUUAAACAUUUACAAAUGUAUUAUUAUAAAGUAAAUAAAAAUUUUCC
Molecule: messenger RNA, 2221 nt
Organism: Phymastichus coffea
Lineage: Eukaryota; Metazoa; Arthropoda; Insecta; Hymenoptera; Eulophidae
Product: cytochrome P450 6B1-like
Exons: 5
Coding region: 509-2005 (498 amino acids)
Molecular function (GO): heme binding; oxidoreductase activity, acting on paired donors, with incorporation or reduction of molecular oxygen; monooxygenase activity
Source: RefSeq, a predicted model, not a curated record